CCACCUCCUCCUUUUCCACAACUUAGUCUGCAAUCAUCAUGCUAGAAGGCAAGGCAGUCAUUGGUGAGACUGAUAUGCUGCAAACCAUGCAGCAAGAUGCUCUAGACUUGGCAGCAAAGGCCCUCGACUUCUUUGAUGUCACUGAGGCCACCGAGAUUGCACGUUUCAUUAAAAAGGAAUUUGACAGGACGCAUGGACCUGGGUGGCAGUGCAUAGUUGGAACGGAUUUUGGAUCAUUUGUCACACAUUGCUAUGGCUGUUUCAUCUACUUUCGCAUUGCCAGCCUUGCAAUUUUGCUCUUCAAGGGGUCUGCUGGUCCAGAGGCUCAGGCAAACCAGUUUCCAGUGUUGGAGUCAGUGAAAGCAUGAGGGCUCCUUUUCCUUUCUCUUCUGAUUUCUUCUUGUUCCCUACCCCGGUUGUGUAAACUAUAGAGGACCCACAGAAAAAAAAAAUGCACAAAAUUUCAAAUGCACUCUACUUUGCUAUCAUUUUGCUCUUGAUCUUGUGUUUAAUUUUAUACAUCAUAGCUCAUAAGGAUCACUUUGGAGUGAAACAAUGUAUAUAGUAAUCAUUUUUCAUUAUCAUGGAAAUUUAAGCUUCAAGAAGUUAAUUAAAAGAAUGGCAGAAUCAUAUGAA
Molecule: messenger RNA, 636 nt
Organism: Vitis riparia (riverbank grape)
Lineage: Eukaryota; Viridiplantae; Streptophyta; Magnoliopsida; Vitales; Vitaceae
Product: dynein light chain 2, cytoplasmic
Exons: 2
Coding region: 39-368 (109 amino acids)
Biological process (GO): microtubule-based process
Cellular component (GO): dynein complex
Molecular function (GO): dynein intermediate chain binding; dynein light intermediate chain binding
Source: RefSeq, a predicted model, not a curated record